UUCGCCCAGUUCGUCCGAGACGCGCACCGUCUAUCGACAGAUCCGCUCCUCUAACGUCACCUCCGAUGACAGCCAGGCCGUUUCAUGCACGGAGGAGGAUGGCAAGUACAAGAUGAUAAUCGACGUGAAGGACUUCAAGCCUGAGGACAUCAACGUGAAAACCGUAGAUGACACGGUCGUGGUGGAGGGCAAGAUCGAGAAGAAGGAAGGGAACGCCGUGUCCACCCAGAUGUUCACGAGGCGCUUCAUGCUGCCGUCGAACGUGGACCUGAACGCCAUCACCUCGGCUCUCUCCCGAGACGGCGUCCUCACCAUCAACGCUCCCAAGUUGGCUACCCAGGGGGCUAAAGGACGCCUCACCUCCCCGUCCGGCAAGAACGGCACAACCACAAUCACCACGAGCACCAUCAACCCGCUGGCAUUCGGCCCGUCAAUCGGCAAGACCGCUGGCAACGAUAAGCGGUACCUGAACCACACGCCUCUGCACGAUGAGCCCCCGAGCCAGACGACCACCAUUGUCAGGACGGAAAUGGAUCGCGGAUCACGUGACCACUGGACUUCUUUCAACGAUAUGGUUGAGAAGUCACAGCGAGAGAUGGAGGACAUGAUGCGCCGUCACACACUGAAUUCUAGUCUGGACUCCCCCACCUCCCCUCCGUCCGUGUCAACCAACCUGACCAUCUCUACCCAACCGAGCUCUCGUCCUCCUGCUGGGGCCGCUACAAACCGAGAUGUUGUCAAGUCGGGCAAUAACGUGACAGAGCGCGAAGAGCAGCGGUGGGAGGACAACCCAGCACCAGGCCUGACUCGCCACAACCGCGUUCUCAACGAGAAGACCGCCAUGAAGGGCGCCGACGGCUCCGUGAUCGGCAAUAAGGAACGAAUGGAGAAGGAGAGUCACGCCGAGGGCUCGAACGAGGAGGUCCUCCCUGACGGAACCAAGCGAAAAACCUUCACCAAGAGCUACGAGACACGGAAGGUCUACAGCUUCAACUCGGGUGACCCUAAAGCUGUGUGAACAAGCAAUGAGACCGCUGCCUAAAUGUGUAUGUUAAGUGUACAUUUUAAGUCUCGACGUGCCUGUUGUUUACGCAGGCCGUUGAAUUUGUCUGUCGUCGAUGUCUGAGCCUAGCAUACGUGUCCGUCUUCGCUUCCAACUUACGUGCUGACUGCUCGGCACGGAAGGAUGCGGCUAAUUAGCUCGUAAGUUAUUUCAUGGUCGACCGUCUGGUAUCCAUGGACCUGCAAAUAUAACUUCACAGUCCCUUUCCAACCCGCAACUACAUUAUUUAUUCGUUCCAGAAAUAGUUGUAUAUUUAGCAUAUUGAUAUUAUUAUGUUUGUGUAAAAUAAAUUGAUUGGGUUCCAUUGUAAAUUGUUGAUUUGCCCAUUAACAAGUACAUGUACAUUAUGUAUUAGAUCCAAUACAUUAUUUUUGUAUAAAAUAAAGUCUUGCCCAAAUUAAACACA
Molecule: messenger RNA, 1469 nt
Organism: Penaeus monodon (black tiger shrimp)
Lineage: Eukaryota; Metazoa; Arthropoda; Malacostraca; Decapoda; Penaeidae
Product: heat shock protein 67B1-like
Source: RefSeq, a predicted model, not a curated record